AUGUUAUCCCGUAUAUUUUACAAACCCAGUCUAGCUCCGACAGCACAAGUUGCGAAAAGGUAUUCAUCGAUAAUCUCAGUACACAGAGAAACCAAAGAAGACAAUACAUCACUACCAUUUGAGUUCAACUCCGAAAACAAGAAGAGAGCCGAGGAAAUCAUUGCAAAAUACCCACCGCAGUACAAGAAGGGCGCAUGUAUGCCAUUAUUGGACUUGGGCCAGCGUCAAUUGGGCUUCACUUCGAUCUCGGUCAUGAACUACGUUGCCAAAUUGUUGGAUAUGCCCCCAAUGAGAGUUUACGAAGUGGCUACUUUCUACACCAUGUACAACAGACACCCCAUGGGUAAAUACAAUGUUCAAGUAUGUACCACCACACCCUGUCAAUUGUGUGGCAGUGACGGAAUAAUGAAGGCAAUAAAGGAUCACUUGAAAAUCAAGCCUGGUCAAACCACGGCUGACAAGUUGUUUACUUUUCAAGAAGUUGAAUGUUUGGGUGCUUGUGUGAAUGCACCCAUGCUCGCCAUCAACGAUGACUAUUACGAAGACUUGACACCCGAGGCAACGGUUAAGCUUUUAGAAAACUUGCAGGCUGGCAAAGAAUUGGAAAAAGAUGGACCUGUGUUGAACAAGAGAACCUCGUGCGAGCCAUUUGGCGGACAGAAGGUUUUACUUGGUAAAGAACCCACCGAUUUGAGAAAAUUCACCAGGACCGAUCUUUAG
Lodderomyces beijingensis is the source of this 720-nucleotide messenger RNA. The record is from the annotation of a GenBank genome assembly. NCBI's taxonomy places the organism in Eukaryota, Fungi, Ascomycota, Pichiomycetes, Serinales, Debaryomycetaceae.